UGGGCGGAGCGAAGCCUUUAUGGCGCACUAAUGCCGCUCAUUUAUUUCAAAACACCGUUUUUCUUUAAUGUAAGAGAUUCAUAACCGGCUGGCGCUCAGAUCAGGUGGCCGGACAGCGUUUCCUUUCUGCAGUUUUAAACGUUAAAGCUUGCCAGAUCAGACAGAAGGAACGAUGACUUCGGCAUCAACAAAGGUUGGUGAGAUCUUCUCUGCAGCAGGAGCUGCUUUUACUAAACUAGGGGAGCUCACCAUGCAGCUGCAUCCAGUGGCUGACUCUAGUCCAGCAGGAGCUAAGUGGACGGACACUGAGAUUGAGAUGCUCCGGUCGGCUGUUAGGCGCUUUGGUGACGACUUGAACGCGCUCAGCUCGGUCAUCAAGAAGCGCACAGUGGCACAGAUCAAGACCACAGUCAAGAGGAAGCUGUAUGAAGACAGUGGAGUUCCCUUGUCUUCUGAUUCACCAAAGAAAAGCACCAAAAAGCUACAAGUUGCUGUUGCUCCCCCUCCACCACCUACAGUCAUAGCUGUGCCAACUUCUCAGGUUGUAGUAACGACAAGCUUACAGGGAGCAUCCUCAGGCCCAGCCAGCAUUAAGAAGCCAAAGACAUCAGAGGUUACGCUUAGUGCUUUGAAUGACUCGGAUGUGAAUAGCGACCUGGUAGACAUAGAGGGACUUGGUGACAGCUCUGCAGCGAAAAAACUCAAUUUCGAUCAAGAAAGCCUAAAUCUUGACUCCAGUCUCAUCAUGAACUCCAGUGAUCUGCCUCUCCUAUCCCGCUGAACCUGGCUCACCUCUAAUAAAUAUCAGCCGGAAACAAAAGUAACUCGCAUCACUUCAGAAUGGACUGUUUCUACUGAAAGUACUCUGUAGCCCAAGGAACUGUCUCUUGGGCCUUCCACCUUUUCAUAGACUGAGCCUAAAUUCGAAUUCUAGUUUGGAUGCAAGGUCUAAUAUGUAAGCUAGAUGGAGGGCUCAAUUCAUAUUACAUUCUUCCCUUUGGUCUCAACUCCUUGGUUUCAAGUUUGCUGAAAUACAAAUAGGACAGUAAAAUGUCUAUGUACAGUUUUAUUACUAAACGAUAUGGCCAGAAGUGCUUCAGGAACCUCUUCUAUGCCAUUAUAUUUCAUAUGUGUAUUAUAAAUUCAUAUUAAAUGUUUUAUUUCCCCAUUAAUGCACUUUUUAUUGUAACAUUUGUUUCCAUCAGAACACUCUGUCCAUGAAAAGCUAUAUUUUGUAUUUUCCUUUUGUGUUAAGUGGGGCUUACAUAAGCUUAUUUAAUGCAAAUUUGUAAUCUUUUUUAAUUUGUAGGCAGAACGCAUGCAGAUUUGUUCCAUAAGAUGACAAGAGUACACUGUAACACUUUUGUUUGUUUUUUAAUAUUUGUAGUUUUAUAAAGGUGCUCAGUUUACAGGCUGUCAUCAGUG
Molecule: messenger RNA, 1425 nt
Organism: Colossoma macropomum (tambaqui)
Lineage: Eukaryota; Metazoa; Chordata; Actinopteri; Characiformes; Serrasalmidae
Exons: 6
Coding region: 173-781 (202 amino acids)
Cellular component (GO): NURF complex; MLL1 complex
Source: RefSeq, a predicted model, not a curated record